CGCAGUUUUUGAACGCCCCGCCGGUGCUUCAGCUCGCCAUUAAUUCUGAUUUUGAGGGGAAUGUUCAUUCAAAAACGAUAAACCAAAACAACACGAUAAUUAAGUCUUAUAAUGUCGCUCGGAGACGGUGAGUCUGCGAGGGCACACAGUGCUCACUUUGACGAAUCUCCAAAAUUCCAAGGGAAGUUCCCCAGGAAAUCCCCCGCUCGGUUAUAUUAUCGUCGACGGCGUGAAGCCACACCGCCCUAACAACAGUGCCACUUCCUCGGAUACAUUCGAGAGGAAAACGCGGGUCGGGAACCGUCGCGUGGUGGAUUACUAAAACUUAAUUCAAACCACGAUCGAGCCUCGCGCAAGAAUGGACCCAGCCGACGCCGACAAGAAGCGGAGCUACAGCACGCUCAACACGCUGUACCACGAAAGCCGGCAGGAGAUGGAGCUCCUGGCCAAGCAGCUGGCGGCCAAGGACAACAUUAUAGCCGAGCUCAAGCUGAGGCUAGCCGGCCACGAGAGGCUUUGCUUGUCGGUGGGCGACAACCAGUCGGUGGUGGUCGGGCCGUCCAAGUCUCUGCUGGAUAGUUUGUGCAAAGAAAUCUACAAGCUGAAGCAGAAGAGCAACGAGACGGAUUUGAAAGUGGUCAGACAAGAAGAGGAGAUCCAGAGACUGAGCGAGCAGCUGUGUCAGAAGGACGAGCAGCUGGAAAGCGUCAAGUGCGGCGCAAAGAGCCCCGGGGAAUUGAACGGUGAUCCCGAAAAGGAGCUGGAGCUCCGGAGGUUGCGCUCGGCCGAAGCCACCAGGACCGUUCUGUGCACGUCGCUGGCCGAGGAGGCCGAACAGCUACGGGGCCAGCUGGGGGCCACCGUCCAGGUGUGCCGCCAGCUGAUGGCCAAGCUGGAGAAAAGCAAAGCGGGCAAGGCGCAGGCGGGCGAGCAAGCCGCGACGCAGCCACCCGAGUCACCUGACAGAUCUACGAAUUCCCAAAUCCGCCAACUUGAGGACGAGAAUCGGCAGCUGAAGCAGCGUGUUGCCUACGUCCAGGGCCUGAACUCGCAAUGGCAGAAGUACGACUCCAGCCGGGAGGACUACAUCCGAGGACUGUGCCAGCGGCUCAAGAGUGUGGCAGCGACGCGCCCUGCUCCUUCGCUCGCCUCGGCCGGUGCCGGUGCCGCUUUGCUCCAUCAAGAGAUUUCCCGACUUAACGGCCUGCUGGAGGACAAACUGAGCGAGUGCGCCAGGCUGCGAGGAGAAGCCCAGGAAGCCAGCAGCAAAGACAGAGAACGCAUUCAGACGCUGGAGCAGCAGGUACUCAUCUACACGGAAGAUUUUAAGUCUGAGCGGGCCGACCGGGAGCGAGCUCAGGGACGCAUUCAAGACCUCAAGGAGCAAAUUUGUCACUUGAAGCAGCAACUACACAAACAGGGAUCGACUCGAGAAACCAGGGAGGUCCCCGUGUGUCACGUGCACAUCGGUCACCGAGUCUCGUCGUCCUCUUCCUCGCGACGCCACCACCGGGACGUUGGGGAUUGUUCGGGGGUCCGGAACAACACGCCACGUCUGUUGGCUCCCUCCGCGGCGGUUCCCUCGCCACCGGCUCCCUCGCCACCGGUGCUACCGCAGGAUGCCGCCCUAAUGGAGGUCCCAUCAGAUCUGCAGUGCCCACGCUGCUUGGCCACCUUUAGCGAGGAUGACGCCGCCCGCUAUCUCAACCACUGCGAGGAGUGCGCCACCUUGUGAGCACGACUGGGACAUUUUGCGCACUACAUGGAAUACCUCAACCUGAACAAAAAAGAUUUUUUAUUAUCGGUGAGAGUCAUUUAAGCCUUUGAGCUAAGGUCACGCAUUAAAGUCUUAGGCCACCGUGUGGUUUGGAAUAGGCAAAUUUGUGUAUUUUGGGGCGGGAACCUAUCGUCGUUAUUUGCUUGACUACUUUCUGCUUUUUUGCUGUCAAUAUAAACAGAUAGUUUCGACGCCAAUACCGGUGACCAGUACAUAUUGUUAGCCUAAUUGCCUCAGUCGGUUUCGGUCGAUGCGGAAAAAGAAUACAGCAUUUUUAAAAUCAAAAUAUUUCCAUCAAACUGAAAAGCUGAAGAGUUUGUUCCGAUAAAUGGUAAACUUUCAGAAAAAAAUACUUUUAUGAUCACAAUAGCGGAAACAAUCAUUGUAAUGGUCGCCAAAGACUUUAUUCGCGUACUUUGAAUGCAAACUUUAUAAGCUUCCUCUUGUUGAAUCACAAAAUCUCACUUGGUGCUAGAAAUCUAUUCAUAAUUUAUUAUCAUACACAAAAGCCAUAAGAUAUAGUUCUACUGUUAGAUUAUUUUAAUAUAAAAUAUAGAAGUGUAUUUAUUUAAUUUGUAAUGUAUGCAAAGGACCCGAUUUUGGAAGAUAUGGUGCUUUUUCCCCCCCCUCCCUCUGAGCUGAUCAUCUAUUUUUAUAAUAAAAUAUUUCAUAAAUGAUCA
Molecule: messenger RNA, 2457 nt
Organism: Hippocampus comes (tiger tail seahorse)
Lineage: Eukaryota; Metazoa; Chordata; Actinopteri; Syngnathiformes; Syngnathidae
Gene: tnip2
Product: TNFAIP3 interacting protein 2
Exons: 6
Coding region: 359-1735 (458 amino acids)
Biological process (GO): positive regulation of canonical NF-kappaB signal transduction; toll-like receptor 2 signaling pathway; cellular response to lipopolysaccharide
Molecular function (GO): K63-linked polyubiquitin modification-dependent protein binding
Source: RefSeq, a predicted model, not a curated record